AUUAUUAACAUUGACUCUCUCCUUCCACAGGAAGCAUCAUCAGAACACCGGAGAUGGGGGCAGCAUUUCGAGUAUCUGCGGCUGCAGAAUGUAAGUUCCCCCAUCACAUGGGAAUCCCACACCCUCACUGCCCUCAGCGUAUAAAGGUACUAUUAGCAGCACAUAUACAGACAUAAUCAUAACUGUCUCCUUUCUUUCCCCUUUGCUCCUAUCCUUGUGCCUCCCCUGCACCCGCAGACUAUCCAAUGGCACCUUCACCAGCUUGCCAUGACGCUCUGGGAGAGGGAGCAGAAGCUGCAGGAGGCUGCUGGUGAGGAACAAAAGGCAAGUCCUGCAGCUGAGGGAGAGGACGAAGGAGCUCCUGCAGUGGAGGAGAGAGAAGACGGAGCUCCUGGAGAACAGCAAGCUCCUGCAGCCGAGGAGGAGAAGGAAGAGGGGACUGAUGGAGAACAACCAGCUCCUGCAGUGGAGGAAGAGAAGGAAGACGGAGCUCCAGGAGAACAACCAGCUCCUGCAGUGAAGGAGGAGAGAGAAGAGGAAGCCUCUGAGGAAAAAACAGCUCCUGUAGCAGAGGAGAAGGAGAGAGAAGAGGGAGCUCUUGGACAACAGCAAGCUCCUGCUGCAGAGAGAGAAGAGAGAGCUCCGGCAGCAGAGGAGGUGAAGGAGGAUGGAGCUCAAGAAGAACAUCAAGCUCCUGCAGCGGAAGAGGAGGAGAGAGAAGAGGGAGCCUCUGGACAAGAGCAAGCUCCUGCUGAGGAGGAGGAGAGAGAGGAGGGAGCCCCUAGGAAACAACCAGCUCCUGCAGCGGAGGAAGAGAAGGAAGACGGAGCUCCAGGAGAACAACAAGCUCCUGCUGCGGAGGAGGAGAGAGAAGAGGGAGCCCCUAGGGAAGAACCAGCUCCUACACCGGAGGAGGAGAAUGAAGAGGAAGCAACUAAAGAACAAGCUCCUGAGGUGGAAGAGACCAUCGAAGAUCCUCCGGUGGUAGAAAGGCCGACCCUCCGAAAACGGGUCAGGAAGGCCAUAAUGAAGAGGCUCCGCAGGGUUUGGCAUUCCACCCAAAGACUCCACCUGCUGCCGGCCCGACCCUGCCACCACGGCCUACAUCCGUUUCCUUCCAACCCUACCUAUCCCGCGAGCGUGGUUGGUUUUAUAAUUCCAAUCAGCGACAUUAAUCGCCUUCCCGCCGAGAUACGGACCGCAUCGUAG
Molecule: messenger RNA, 1209 nt
Organism: Xenopus laevis (African clawed frog)
Lineage: Eukaryota; Metazoa; Chordata; Amphibia; Anura; Pipidae
Product: brain acid soluble protein 1-like
Exons: 5
Coding region: 268-1209 (313 amino acids)
Source: RefSeq, a predicted model, not a curated record